CUGGUGGAGGCGGACCCAGCGACAGGGAUCGCUGUGAUGAAACUCAAGAAUCCGCCUGUGAACAGCCUUAGCCUGGAGAUGCUGACGGAGUUGGUCAUCAACCUGGAGAAGCUGGAGAAUGACAAGGCAGUCCGCGGCCUCGUGCUCACCUCGGAGUACCCCGGCAUCUUUUCGGCCGGCCUGGAUCUGAUGGAGAUGUGCGGGCGCAACCCUGCCCACUACGCCGAAUACUGGAAGGCCUUGCAGGAGUUCUGGCUGAAGCUCUACCAGUCCAGCUUGGUGGUGGUGGCUGCCAUCAACGGAGCCAGCCCUGCGGGAGGCUGUCUCAUGUCCCUAAUCUGUGACUACCGCAUCCUGGCUGACAACCCCAAGUACACCAUUGGGCUCAAUGAGACUCUGCUGGGCAUUGUUGCCCCUUUCUGGUUCAAGGACACAAUGGUGAACACGAUUGGGCACCGCGCCUCUGAGCGUGCCCUGCAGCUGGGGUUACUCUUCCCACCUGCUGAGGCCCUCCAGGUGGGCCUAGUGGACCAGGUGGUGCCCGAGGACAAGCUGCAGAGCACUGCCCUGUCGGUCAUGGCCCAGUGGCUGGCCAUCCCAGACCAUGCUCGGCAGCUGACCAAGACAAUGAUGCGGAAGCCCACUGUGGACCACCUAGUGAAGCAGAGAGACGCUGAUAUCCAGAAUUUUGUCAGCUUCGUCUCCCGAGACUCCAUCCAGAAGUCUCUGCAGAUGUACUUACAGAAGCUCAGACAGAAGAAGAGCUGA
This is a messenger RNA of Chrysochloris asiatica (Cape golden mole), 768 nucleotides long. It is a transcript of the gene ECI1, whose product is annotated as enoyl-CoA delta isomerase 1. The record is from RefSeq and is a predicted model, not a curated record. Gene Ontology annotation, biological process: fatty acid beta-oxidation. Gene Ontology annotation, cellular component: mitochondrion. Bases 37 to 768 code for a protein of 243 amino acids. Gene Ontology annotation, molecular function: enoyl-CoA hydratase activity. The transcript is spliced from 6 exons. Lineage: Eukaryota; Metazoa; Chordata; Mammalia; Afrosoricida; Chrysochloridae.